This is a messenger RNA of Drosophila gunungcola (fruit fly), 881 nucleotides long. RefSeq lists its product as uncharacterized. Lineage: Eukaryota; Metazoa; Arthropoda; Insecta; Diptera; Drosophilidae. The record is from RefSeq and is a predicted model, not a curated record. The transcript is spliced from 3 exons. The coding region runs from base 7 to 474 and encodes 155 amino acids.
UUGAUCAUGGCACAUUGUCAACUGUAUAUUUUGGCAUUUGUUUUGGUUACUGUGAUGUGGACAGUUCACCCGGUUGAAGGAUAUUUUCCAGAGCUUCUGGGAUUUUUUCUUCACUGUUCCAACGAUGAAAUAGGUUCGUUUUGUGCGGAAUGUGAAAGAGCCUGUGGACAACGGGAAACCAUUGACUGUGUGAAGACUUGCCGCUUUGGAUGCAUUUGCAAAACGGGCAGGAUUCGGAAGUUCGGUAUCUGUAUUCCAAUUGCCCAAUGUGACGAGAGGACUCCUUUAACCAAUGAGUACACAUCAACAGGUUUCCAGGGGGUUCGACAGCCAGCAAACACGCAAAGUUCGUGUCGACUUAGCCCCAAAGACCCUGCCGGAAAUGCAGGUCAAGAGGGGGGCGUGGCAGGGGGCCGUGACAGCUGGCCGCCGCCCUGCAGGAGAAACACUUUCGGGAAGUGUAGUGGCAGCUAAUCAUCGUGAUCGUGCAUCAAAAGGCAACCUAAUUUGCCACAUGCCGCGGAUCUGUCGUCGACCCUGCCAUCCAAUAUUCUCGCCUUUGUUUGCAGUGGCACUUUAGCGACGCAAUUGACGUCCCGUCUGCACUACACCCUUGCCGGCAUAAAAAACAAUAUAAAUAUUAAUGCUAUUUGCGUAACAAUUCAAUUCGGUCGAGAGGGUUCGGCACGGGGGAUUCAGGACUCGGGAUUCCGUAUUCGGGAAACACUUGGCCGCUUCACAUGAACACUCCAUUCAGACACCAGGCCAACGGGGUGUUGCAUAUUAAUCACAGACACUGGCCGAGGUAGGAAUGCCUUAUGUAUCAGCCGCCAUAAAUUCACAUGACAAGGCACUGAGAAAAAUAUUGGGUAUAUUUUGGA